UUCAUGUCAUGUGACAUGAAGAAAAUCACAUGAUCACCCUUUCGGAGCAGAAGCUCUUCCCUGAAGUCGAUUCAAGAUAUCCAAACAAUGAGUGUCAACCUUGACGUUAGACUUAAACGUGCGAACAAAGUUUAUCAUGAGGGGGAGAUACUGGCAGGAGUUGUGGUAUUAAUCAGCAAGGAGGCAGUGCAGCAUCAGGGCAUCUCUCUAACUAUGGAGGGGGUUGUGAACCUGCAGCUCAGUUCUAAGAGUGUGGGUGUCUUUGAGGCGUUCUACAAUUCUGUAAAGCCUAUUCAGCUAAUCACCAGCAAUAUUGAAGUUGUCAAACCAGGAAAGGUUCCGAGUGGCAAAACCGAGAUCCCCUUUGAGUUUCCACUGCAGGCAAAGGGAAAUAAGGUGCUCUAUGAAACCUACCAUGGCGUGUUUGUCAACAUCCAGUAUACGCUGCGCUGUGACAUGAAGCGCUCCCUGUUGGCUAAAGACUUGAGCAAGACCUGUGAAUUUAUGAUCCAUUGUCAGCCACAGAAAGCAAAAGUACUACCAAGUCCACUAGAUUUUACCAUCGCCCCAGACACUCUGCAAAAUGUUCGAGAGAGAAGCUCACUCCCUAAGUUCUUAAUCCGAGGCCACCUGAACACCACCAACUGUGUGAUAACCCAGCCUCUAGCAGGGGAGCUGGUGGUGGAGAGCUCCGCCGUGGCCAUCAAGAGCAUCGAGCUACAGCUAGUCAGGGUGGAGACAUGUGGCUGCGCUGAGGGCUAUGCAAGAGACGCCACGGAGAUCCAGAACAUUCAGAUCGCAGAGGGAGACGUGUGCCACGGGCUCCCCAUCCCCAUCUACAUGGUGUUCCCCAGGCUCUUUACAUGCCCCACUCUUGAAACCACCAAUUUUAAAGUCGAAUUUGAAGUGAAUGUGGUGAUCGUCCUCCAUGAUGAUCAUCUGAUUACAGAGAACUUUCCUCUAAAACUGUGCCGAGUGUGACUGGACCAACAAGCCACCUGCUAUAUCAAAAGGACUGUCAUUGAACUAAUAUGUGACCAAGUGUCAAGACAUGCAUUACUAUAUAGCCCUCUUAUAAUAAUAUUCAGGGUUUAUGCAUUAUUCCAUUCAUGUGCCUGACGUAGUCAUGCGAAGAAAACAAAGUUCUGUUAAUAGAAUUGAUAGAGAAGAAACCUUUAGGAAUAAUUUGUCCUGUAAGGUUUUCAAACAUGUUUUGUAAAAA
This is a messenger RNA of Clupea harengus (Atlantic herring), 1222 nucleotides long. RefSeq names its product VPS26 endosomal protein sorting factor C (gene vps26c). Gene Ontology annotation, biological process: intracellular protein transport. The record is from RefSeq and is a predicted model, not a curated record. Bases 88 to 981 code for a protein of 297 amino acids. Lineage: Eukaryota; Metazoa; Chordata; Actinopteri; Clupeiformes; Clupeidae. The transcript is spliced from 8 exons.